AUGACGAAGACAAUCUACGUCUCCGACCACGCCAUCCAACCGCCCCUCCCCGAGACCAGCCUCUUCACCUACCUCACAGGUGUCGGCGGUCCCAGCCCUCUCCCCAAGUUCUCCGCAGACCUCCCCGCCUUCAUCGACGGAGCGACGGACCGGAUUCUGACCCGCGGCGACCUCAUCAACAAUGCGCUCAAGCUCGCCGGCUCUCUCAACGCCCUCGGCCUCGGCAAGGGAAGCACAGCGUGCAUCUGGGGCUUCAACUCGCUCCCCUGGGCGCAGACGGUGUACGGCUGUCUCGCUGCGGGCGUCACACUUUCGCCCGCCAACUACGCCUACGAGCCGCAUGAGCUCGCGCACCAGCUGAACAACUCUGGUGCCGAGAUCAUCUUCAUUGACGCGGACCUCCUGCCCAAGUUUGACGCUGCGCGCAAGGACCUGAAGCGCGAGUGGCCCGACAGCCGCAUCGUUCUGCUCGAGCAGAGCCCUGCCAAUGGUGGAAUCACGUCGCAGCGCUUCAAGACCGUCGCCGACCUGGUCAAGGAGGGCAAGCCCGCGCAGCCGGCCAAGUUCGACGGCGCUGAGGCGCACAGCAACGACUCGUGGCGCUGCUACUCGUCCGGCACGACCGGUCUGCCCAAGGGCGUCCAGACCAGCCACUGGAACAUGACGAGCCAGCUCCAGUGCGCCAACAUUGCCUUCACCAAUAUGGCCGAGGGCAAGGACGUUGUCCUCUGCUUCCUCCCCUUCUCCCACAUCUACGCCGUUACCCUCGCUCUCUGCCAGCCCUUCUCCCAGGGUCGCCCCGUCGUCGUCCUCCCCCGCUUCGAGGAGAUCCAGGUCCUCAAGACGAUCCAGAAGGUGACCAUGGUCCACCUCGUUCCCCCUCUCUUCCUCGUCCUCCUCCAGUCGAAGAACGUGCCGAACUACGACCUAUCGUCGAUCAAGAAGGCGAUGUCCGGUGCCGCGCCGCUGUCGAGCGAGAUCUGCGACGCUUUCCUCAAGCUCAUUCCGGGUGUCCGCAUCCUGCAGGGAUACGGUAUGACCGAGACCUCCCCUAACAUCUGCACGAUGAACGAGCACGAGUCCGUCGGCCGCGACGGAUGGGUCGGCCGUCUGAUCCCUCACACCGAGGCUCGCCUCGUCGACCCGGAGACCGGGAUGGACUCGGAGCGUGGCCAGCCAGGCGAGCUCUGGGUGCGCUCUCCCUCAGUCAUGCGCGGCUACCACCUGAACCCGAAGGCAACUGCGGAGACGAUCGUGGAGGACGGCUGGCUGCGAACAGGCGACAUCCUGGUCCGCGACGAGCAGGGCUGGUACAAGGUCGUCGACCGCCUGAAGGAGCUGAUCAAGUACAAGGGUCUGCAGGUCGCGCCCGCCGAGCUCGAGGGACUGCUCCUCACGAAUCCGGGCGUCAAGGACGUCGGCGUCGUUGGCGUCUGGGACGCGAAGCAGGCCACCGAGAUGCCGCGCGCGUACGUCGUGUCGGGCGUGCCGCCCAAUGAGCUCCACCGCUUCGUCGACGACCGCGUCGCGCAGCACAAGCGUCUCCGUGGCGGUAUCGUGUUCCUCGAGACUAUCCCCAAGAGCCCCUCGGGCAAGAUUCUCAGGAAGAACCUCCGCGAGAUGGCCAAGCAGGACAAGGAGAAGGUCCACUACCGCGCCGGCCAGGGUGCUCGUGCCCGUCUCUAA
Messenger RNA from Trichosporon asahii var. asahii CBS 2479, 1686 nucleotides. Its product is annotated as AMP binding protein. Lineage: Eukaryota; Fungi; Basidiomycota; Tremellomycetes; Trichosporonales; Trichosporonaceae. The record is from RefSeq and is a predicted model, not a curated record. The coding region runs from base 1 to 1686 and encodes 561 amino acids. The transcript has 2 exons. Gene Ontology annotation, molecular function: CoA-ligase activity. Gene Ontology annotation, biological process: secondary metabolic process.